Molecule: messenger RNA, 2732 nt
Organism: Triplophysa rosa
Lineage: Eukaryota; Metazoa; Chordata; Actinopteri; Cypriniformes; Nemacheilidae
Gene: blk
Product: BLK proto-oncogene, Src family tyrosine kinase
Exons: 15
Coding region: 353-1810 (485 amino acids)
Biological process (GO): cell differentiation; innate immune response; cell surface receptor protein tyrosine kinase signaling pathway
Cellular component (GO): extrinsic component of cytoplasmic side of plasma membrane
Molecular function (GO): non-membrane spanning protein tyrosine kinase activity; signaling receptor binding; ATP binding
Source: RefSeq, a predicted model, not a curated record
GUUAAAUAAACAGAACCGGUGAUGUCUAUUUAUCUCUUUCAACUAAUGUGGUCUCUAAGGGCACAUGCUGGGCCUCAAGAGCAUUUUGUCUGUCUAUGUAUCUGUCUUAAUGUCGGUACGUGACUGUAAAAGAGAACAACUCCUGAUUCAUUUAUGAAAUUAAGAAUCUGAAAUAUUCUUGGAUUAUGUCUUAUAGUUUGCUGAGGCCAAACAAAAUGGUACAAUUCAUUUUUUGUCCAAUGGAGUCAGUUUUCAGUGCAUAAGGCGCCCAGUAUGACGUCUGUAAAUUUCUUCUGGACUAUUACAGAAAACAUAGUAGAAAACUGGGGAGACUGACACCUGUGAAUAUAGGAUGGGUUGUGUAUGUAGUGAUCAGAAACAACCCACAGAAAAUAAAAGAAAGGGUAUAAAUUCAACUAACUCUAACACAUCUCAUUUAUUGAGAGAACACAGGAACAAUGAUACAGGUGAAAACAUUGUUAUUGCUCAGCAUGACUUUCAACCUGCUAGUGAGAAUGAUCUUGAAUUCAAAAAAGGAGACAGACUCAAGAUUAUCAGGGAAACUGGAGAAUGGUGGUUGGCAAAGUCCUUGGUCACAGGUGAUGAGGGAUAUAUUCCACGUACGUAUGUGGCAAAAGCAGAAACAUUGGAGGUGGAGAAAUGGUUUUUCAAGAAUAUGAGUCGCAGAGACACAGAACGUCUUAUACUGGCCCCAGGAAACAAGCCUGGCUCAUUUCUUGUGCGUGAAAGUGAAACAACCAAAGGUGCUUUCUCUCUGUCUAUACGAGAUUCCUGCCCAGAGCAGGGUGAUGUGGUAAAGCACUAUAAGAUCCGUGCGCUUGAUAACGGCGGUUAUUACAUCUCUCCCUCCAAGACCUUUGCUUCUCUACAGGAACUUGUGAAUUAUUACUCCAAAGCAUCAGAUGGUUUGUGUCAGAGAUUAGGAAGUCCUUGUAAGACCGCAGCCCCUCAGAGACCCUGGGCCCAAGAUGAAUGGGAGAUUCCCAGGGAGACUCUAAAGUUUGAGCAAAAACUUGGUGCAGGACAGUUUGGAGAAGUGUGGAUGGGGUACUACAAAAACCGACAGAAAGUUGCCAUUAAGACCUUGAAGGAAGGCACCAUGGAACCAGAGGCUUUCCUGCAGGAAGCAAACCUCAUGAAGCAGCUAAAACACGACAGACUGGUCAAAUUGCACGCUGUGGUAACAAAACAACCCAUUCUGAUUGUUGCAGAAUACAUGGCACAUGGAAGUUUGUUGGACUUUCUGAAAACAGAUGAUGGACGGAAAUUAAAACUACCCAAGCUGAUUGAUAUGGCUGCUCAAAUUGCAGAGGGCAUGGCUUACAUUGAAAGAAAUAACUACAUUCACAGAGACCUGCGGGCUGCGAAUAUUCUAGUUUCGGAGACUCUACACUGCAAAAUAGCAGAUUUUGGCCUUGCCAGGAUAAUAGAGACUGAAUAUACUGCACAGGAAGGUGCAAAAUUCCCUAUUAAGUGGACAGCACCUGAGGCCAUCAAUUUUGGUACUUUUACCAUCAAGUCAGACGUGUGGUCAUUUGGAGUUCUUCUGACAGAAAUGAUCACAUAUGGCCGAGUACCUUAUCCAGGUAUGACGAAUCCGGAGGUGAUCCGUAACCUUGAAAGGAACUACAGGAUGCCUUGUCCAGAUGGCUGCCCAGAGGAGCUCUAUGACAUCAUGAUGAAGUGCUGGAAUGAAAGACCGGAGAACAGACCCACCUUCGAUUACUUGCAGGAUAUGCUCAAUGACUUCUUCAUUGCCACCGAGGGCCAGUACGAGGUGCAGCCGUAGCUCCUGCACCCUCACUGAAUAAACUUUAUGAAUGUAUACUGUAGAUGAACUGAAUGAGACAUACAGUAUAUACACUGAACUUGGAAUGUGGAGUGGAAAGACGGACUAAACCCUGUAUCGAAGGAAUAAUUAAAGGCAUAGUUCACCUCAAAAUGAAAAUUCUGUCAUGAAUUACUCUCUAGUUGUUCCAAACCUGUAUGAAAUUCUUUGUUUGAUUGAACACAGAGAAAGAUAUUUGGACAAAUGCUUGUAACCAAACAGUUCUUGGACCCCACAAAGACAUUUAUACAUAUUUGGAACAUCUUGAAAGUGAGUAAAUUAUGACAGAAUUUUAAUUUUGGGGGGAAGUAUCCCUAUAACAUUGUGGAAUGUAAGCUACUAAAGCAAGCACAGAAUGCAGUAUUGUAUAUCAGUAAAUAUGUGUUUUUUACAGUUAUUGCCUUAAUGUAUUUUUAAGAUGUACUGUAUAGUCUUUUUUAGCCUAUUUUAGCAUUAUUUUAAAGAUGUAUUGUUAUUUUUGAUACGUAAAAAUACAUCCUUUCGCAAGUCAGUCACAAGUAGAUUGUUUCCCCCGAAAUUUGUAAAAAUAUUGCUCUGUUAGUUUGAGCAUACAGAUCAGCCUGGCAAAAUUUUGGGCUGGUUACAGACACGGGGGAUUUUUUGGAAAGCCUGCAGAACAUCAUUAUUUUCUCCGUUUCUUUGGUGAUACACAAUUGACACUCUUCAUAUUUAAAGCUCUCUGUUAUAGCCCCAUAAGGGUCUGUUUAUUAGGUAAACAAGACCUUUUUUAUUUACUGUUUAAUUACUUUAUUUACUGUUUUAGUAAAGCCAUUUAAGAACAUUUGACAUUGUAAAUGCACACAAUGGGGCUCCUUUGAACGCUUAAAGUGAUAGUUCAUCCAAAAAUAGAAAUUCUGUCAUC